GAAGGAUCGGACCCACUGCACGAUCAGAAAGUGCGACCGUCGUCCAACAUGCCGAUCAACCAGCCCGCAAACCAAAUUAAGCUCACUAACGUCUCUGUCGUUCGUUUACGGAAAGGAGGCAAGCGAUUCGAGAUUGCCUGCUAUAAAAACAAAGUACGAGAAUGGCGGACUGGAGUUGAAAAAGACCUGGAUGAGGUAGUACAGAUCCAGAAUGUUUUCGUCAACGUCUCAAAGGGGCAGGUAGCGCCGAAUGAAGAUUUGCAGAAAGCGUUCGGGACGAUAAACACCGACGGCAUUGUGUUGGAAAUUCUCAAAAAGGGAGAGCUGCAAGUGGGAGAGAAGGAGCGCUCGCAUGAGCUAUCAUCAUUGUGGCGCGACAUUUCUACACAAAUUGCAGAGAAGUGCGUCGACCCAUCCAGCAAGCGGCCGUAUACCGUCGGCAUGAUCGAAAAAGCCAUGUCAGAGAUCCACUAUAGCGUCAAGCCGGGAAAGAACGCCAAAUCUCAGUCGGUAGAAGUUAUCCGUCUUUUACAAGAGAAAAAGAUCAUCCCGAUUGAGCGAGCAAAGAUGCGUGUGCGCAUUUGCAUGCCCAACAAGGAUGGCAAGCGCCUCAAGGAAAAGGUCCUCUCGCUGGUGGACCAUGUGGAGGAUGACGAUUGGACGGAUGAGUGGGAGCUCAUCGCCACGAUCGAUCCCGGUGCACUCCGGCACAUCAAUGAGAUUCUCGAGACGGAAACCAAGAGUCGAGGGCGCGUUGAAACUCUCAGCUUUACAAGCAUUGGUGACGGCGGCGAAGAGGAACUCGAGUGAUGCAACUUGUACUCUCGUGCGUGUCCAUGACCCCGUGGUGCUCAUUAUUUACGCUACCGUGCAGUCCCCUGCAUGGUUCGGUUCAUGUCUUCUGAGAGCAGCGGCAGG
Molecule: messenger RNA, 918 nt
Organism: Tilletiaria anomala UBC 951
Lineage: Eukaryota; Fungi; Basidiomycota; Exobasidiomycetes; Georgefischeriales; Tilletiariaceae
Product: Shwachman-Bodian-diamond syndrome protein
Exons: 6
Coding region: 49-810 (253 amino acids)
Biological process (GO): ribosome biogenesis; cytosolic ribosome assembly
Source: RefSeq, a predicted model, not a curated record